This is a messenger RNA of Aspergillus bombycis, 3408 nucleotides long. RefSeq names its product putative calcium transporting ATPase (Pmc1) (gene pmcC). The coding region runs from base 1 to 3408 and encodes 1135 amino acids. Gene Ontology annotation, molecular function: P-type calcium transporter activity; ATP binding; ATP hydrolysis activity. The record is from RefSeq and is a predicted model, not a curated record. Gene Ontology annotation, biological process: calcium ion transmembrane transport; intracellular calcium ion homeostasis. Gene Ontology annotation, cellular component: membrane; intracellular membrane-bounded organelle. NCBI's taxonomy places the organism in Eukaryota, Fungi, Ascomycota, Eurotiomycetes, Eurotiales, Aspergillaceae. The transcript has 7 exons.
AUGGCCACCGUGACUGGCCAGAGUCUCGAUACCAACUGUAAUGUGGUGUUUACACACAGCACCGACAACAUCUCGUCAACCAGUCUUCAGUACGACGAUAUCCCUCUGUCCGAAGCGUUGGCCCCUGAUCCGCAAUAUGAACGUGACUUUGAAGUCGUGGACAACAAGUUUGCGUUCUCACCCGGACAGCUGAACAAGUUGCUGAAUCCCAAAUCCCUCGCCGCCUUCCAUGCUUUAGGAGGCCUUAGGGGUCUAGAAAUUGGGCUUCAAACUGACCUUGCGGCCGGACUUUCUGUGGACGAAGACAGGAUUUCGGAAUAUGUAACAUUCGACGAGGCCACAAAGUCUGCCUUCUCCAAGCUAGAUAGCCAGCCGCGACUAUUGAAUGCCGAUAGCCAGACGCCGAUUGUGCAAAGUUCCUCGCCCCAGUUCGUCGACAGAAUCCGGAUCUUUGGCCGCAAUGCAUUGCCUGAACCCAGAAGGAAGCAUUUUCUCAAGCUACUCUGGGAUGCAUAUAAUGAUAGGAUCAUUAUCCUGUUAACUAUUGCGGCUGUUAUAUCAUUGUCACUGGGGAUAUAUGAAGCAGCUAGCGGCCAGUCUCAGGUGGACUGGAUUGAAGGUGUGGCCGUAUGUGUCGCUAUUAUAAUAGUGGUGGCUGCCACAGCCGGCAAUGACUGGCAGAAGGAGAGGCAGUUUGCCAAAUUAAACAGACGGAAAAUUGACCGCGAUAUUCCAGCGAUCCGCUCAGGGCGGCCACUGAUGGUACACAUCUCCGACAUCACAGUCGGUGACGUCCUGCAAAUUGAGCCUGGAGAUUCCCCACCUGCCGAUGGGGUCAUCAUAUCUGGUCACGGAAUCAAAUGCGACGAGUCAUCAGCAACAGGUGAAUCUGACCACAUGGAUAAGGCCAGUGGUCAUGAAGUAUGGAACAGUAUCAUCAACGGAACUGCCACCAGGGAACUAGACCCCUUCAUCAUUUCCGGAAGUAAGGUGCUUGAGGGGAUGGGGACGUACUUGGUGACUAGUGUAGGCUGCUAUUCCACUAAUGGCAGGAUUAUGGCAUCCCUGCAGACAGAAAGUGAACCGACGCCCCUUCAGGUCAAGCUGGCUAGAUUGGCUGGGUGGAUCGGGUGGCUUGGGACAAGCGCUGCUUUGCUUCUUUUCUUUGUCCUUUUGAUCCGGUUCCUAGUGCAACUACCUGAUAACGAUGGUUCGCCAAGUGUGAAAGGCCAAGAAUUCAUGGAUAUCCUUAUCGUCGCUGUUACAGUCAUCGUGGUUGCCAUACCUGAGGGAUUACCCUUGGCUGUGACGCUUGCCUUGGCUUUCGCUACCACUCGUAUGCUCAAAGAGAACAACCUUGUCCGGGUUUUGCGUGCGUGUGAGACUAUGGGAAAUGCUACCGUGAUCUGCUCUGAUAAGACUGGAACACUUACGCAGAACAAGAUGACCGUGGUCAUGGGAUUCUUCGGUGCCAAUGAGCGUUUUGACCAGCAGCCAACUGAGAGUGGCUACCCAUCAGCAUCUCCUACAGUACUGGAGACUCUCGGGUUAUUUCCGAGCAGUUUUAAAAAGCUGCUAGUUGAUAGCAUCGUCUUGAACUCAACAGCCUUCGAGGAGGAGCAAGACGGUGGACGUGAAUUUGUUGGGAGCAAGACAGAAAUUGCUCUCCUUCAGCUUGCAAAAGACUAUUUACACAUGACGGAUCUCACUGAGGAGCGAGCGAAUGCCCAUAUUGAACAUAUAUUUCCCUUCGAUUCUGGUCGCAAAGCAAUGGGGGUUGUCUAUCGUGCUGGGCCCACUGGAUAUCGAUUACUUGUUAAGGGGGCGUCCGAGGUCAUACUUAACACAUCAACUCGGACAGUAACGACGGGGCAGUCUUUCGAAAACCAAAUCGUGACCGAACCCAUCUCUGAUGGCACUCGUCAAACCAUCUUGAAUACCAUCGAUGACUAUGCAAGAAAAUCCCUACGCACAAUUGGGAUUGUCUAUACUGACCUCGUAGACUGGCCGACCAGUCUCGAUACGGAUGGCGAAAAGGCCUUGCCCGACUUUGAGCUGUUGCUUCGAGAUAUGACAUGGAUCGGGGCGUUUGGAAUCCAUGAUCCGUUAAGACCUGAAGUCUCUGGAGCAAUCAAAACGUGCCAUUCAGCAGGUGUCCAAGUCAAAAUGGUCACAGGUGAUAAUAUCAAUACAGCUUCAGCCAUCGCCACCUCCUGUGGAAUCAAGAAUGGUGACGGCAUUGUUAUGGAGGGCCCGGAGUUCCGAAAACUAACCGAAAAGGAGAUGGAUGCCAUUAUUCCACGGCUGCAGGUGUUAGCUCGCUCGUCACCCGAUGACAAACGUAUGCUCGUCAAGCAUCUAAAACGUCUAGGUGAGACGGUGGCAGUAACAGGCGAUGGGACAAAUGAUGGACCUGCUUUGACGUCCGCCGAUGUAGGUUUUUCAAUGGGCAUCAGCGGAACGGAAUUAGCACGUGAGGCGAGUUCUAUCAUCCUUUUGGAUGAUAACUUCAAGUCUAUCGUGACGGCUAUGGCCUGGGGUCGGGCUGUCAACGAUGCUGUCUCUAAGUUCUUGCAGUUCCAAAUAACCGUCAACAUCACUGCUGUUUGCCUCACUGUGGUAACAGCAAUCUACAGCAACUCCAACGAAAGUGUGCUAAAGGCUGUCCAGCUACUGUGGGUUAACCUGAUCAUGGACACCUUCGCUGCUUUAGCGCUAGCAACCGAUGCCCCAACAGAGAAAAUACUUCAACGGCCUCCAGUCCCAAGAAAUGCUCCUUUGUUCACGGUAACAAUGUGGAAGAUGAUACUCGGGCAAUCUAUAUACAAACUAGCCGUCUGUUUUACCCUAUACUUUGCAGGUGAUCGUAUCCUGGGUUACGAUACCAGCAUCCACCAAAAGCAAGUCGAGCUCGACACAAUCAUCUUCAACACUUUCGUUUGGAUGCAGAUAUUUAAUGAACUCAACAACCGCCGCCUUGACAACAAGUUCAAUAUCUUCGAAGGCGUCCACCGGAAUUACUGGUUCAUGGGAAUCAAUGUGCUGAUGGUUGGUGGGCAAAUCCUCAUCAUCUUCGUUGGAGGUGCUGCCUUCGGCGUCACUCCGUUGGAUGGUGUUCAAUGGGCUAUAUGCAUUGGCUGCUCCAUCAUCUGUAUACCGUGGGCUGCUGUUCUGAAGCUCCUUCCGGACCGCUACGUCGCGGUUGUGCUGGAUAUUUCAGUGAAGUUGAUAGCUUUUCUGGCUUAUCCUUUCACGAAGGUGUACCAGAUUCUGGCUCGUGGUUUUACUAUAUUGGGGAAGGCCGUUCGUACACAAUGGCAAAGUCUUGAGUCCAGAUUAAUGCGCCGGGUGAAGCAUAGCAGACCCGAUGGCGAUGAAGAAAAAGGUGAAAGUACCGAACCAGUGUGA